AUUAGAGAUUUUGUUGUAAGUAUCUAAUCAUUUUUAGAGAGAAUUCUGAUUGACUCUAAAAAUGAUUAGGGAAAAAGUGAAAAUUUUGUUUGGAAAUCAGGGAAAAGUGAGAGAAAAAUUAAAUUUCUGUGGCAACCCUAAAAGUAGAAAAAAAGAAUAAUUUUUUUAGAAUAAAAUUGUCUCCUCUAAAUAUGAUGGCCUAUGCCAAUGAUUUUGGCGUUAGCCGAGUUUAAAGAAAAUAUUGAUCAGCCCGGUUCGUGGUCCAGGGGGAUGAGAUCUGCGCGAUGCUCAUGCCCGGUUCGAUUCUUCUCAGCUGGCUGCUCGAGUCACUUCACCAUUUAAAAAAAAAAAAAAGAAAAAGAAAUUUCUUCGCCGACACGCCGCCAAACAUGUUGUUAUUAAAAAUGUUUAUACAACGUUGAAAAUUUUCAAUGUUUUUAUGAGAGAGAAAAAAAAUAUGUAGUUAACACGUGUGUUUUGCCUUUGUGGGCAGUUUCAUUUUCAACUAAAAACUACUAAAGGAAAAGAGAAAAAGGAAAAAAAAGAAUAAGAGAAAACGUUGAGAGAGUGGUCCAUAUGAAUUCUCGUUGGCCCCAUGUUCAUCUUCUACUGGCUUUUCAGCCUCCUCUUGACCCGAAAAUUUAAGUUUCGCUAUAAUGCGAUUAAAAUGCACCAUCGAAGACAGGAAGAUUACUUUCAACCCGGAAGCAACACGUUUUUUACGAAUUUGGCAUCAACUGGUCGCGUUUUAUCGAAACACAACCCCCGGGGAAAGAAGUUUACCCAAGAAAAGCCUCACGAUUGCGAAUAUAAUCCCAAUUAUGAUGUUGGGACGGAAGCAAAGUCUCAAAGGGGAGCCCGUCCUGGCCGAUUAUGGCCCGGAGGAGUUCCUCAAUGAGAGCGCUGAUAUUGAGUGGGUGAACAAGCUUUGGGUGCGGAGACUAAUGAGGUUUUGUGCUCUCGUUUCCCUAGCCUCAGUUUGUUUAAAUACUCCAAAGACCUUUGAAAAAGUUCCACCUCUCCAGUAUGUAACGUUUGUCUGCGAUCUCGUUGUUACAUUCCUUUUCACGGCCGAAAUGAUUGCCAAAAUGCACAUACGUGGAAUAGUUAAGAGAGACAAAGCUUAUCUGAAAGAUCAUUGGUGCCAAUUUGACGCCAGUAUGGUUCUAUUUCUUUGGCUUUCGGUUAUUUUACAAAUGUUUGAGAUGUUGGGCUUCGUUUUGAAAUUUAGUUACGCCUCUGUAUUGCGAGCACCACGACCAUUGAUUAUGAUUCGAUUCCUUCGAGUCUUCCUUAAAUUUUCAAUGCCAAAAGCCAGGAUUAAUCAAAUUUUUAAGCGUUCGAGUCAACAGAUUUACAAUGUGACGUUAUUCUUUUUAUUUUUUAUGUCACUCUACGGUCUUUUGGGAGUACAAUUUUUCGGACAAUUGACAAAUCAUUGCGUUCUGAAUACAACCGAUCCGAAGCACAUUACAAUUAAUAGUUUAGCGAUUCCGGAUACAUUUUGCUCGACCGAUCCCGAAUCGGGUUAUCAAUGUCCCGAUGGAAUGACGUGCAUGAAAUUGGAAUUAUCCAAGUAUAUAAUGGGCUUUAAUGGAUUCGACGAAUUCAUGACGAGUAUUUUCACGGUCUAUCAAGCGGCAUCGCAGGAAGGAUGGGUUUUCAUAAUGUAUCGAGCAAUCGACAGUUUACCAGCUUGGCGAGCAGUUCUUUAUUUCAGUACAAUGAUAUUCUUUUUGGCUUGGCUGGUGAAAAAUGUUUUCAUUGCCGUUAUUACGGAAACUUUUAACGAAAUUAGAGUUCAAUUUCAGCAGAUGUGGGGUGUUCGGGGUCAUAUCAGUAACAGUACAGCAUCACAGAUUCUGACUGGCGACGAGAAUGGCUGGAAAUUGAUAACUCUCGAUGAAAAUAAACACGGUGGUAUGGCCUCACCUCUUUGUCAUGCAAUUUUACGUUCGCCUCAAUUUCGAAUGGUCGUAAUGUGCAUUAUCCUCGCGAAUGGCGUUACAACUGCAACAAUGAAUUUCAAACAUGACGAGAGACCAAGAUAUACUUAUUACGCCGCUUAUUAUUACGUCGAGAUUGCCUUCACAAUUCUUCUUGAUUUGGAAACACUCUUUAAAAUUUGGUGUCUUGGAUUUCGAAGUUAUUAUAAACAUUCAAUUCAUAAAUUUGAACUUCUUCUCGCAAUUGGCACUACUAUUCACAUCAUUCCCUUCUGCUAUCUUUCGGGUUUUACCUACUUUCAGGUUUUAAGAGUCGUGAGACUUAUCAAGGCAUCGCCAAUGUUGGAGGAUUUUGUGUACAAAAUUUUUGGACCCGGAAAAAAAUUGGGUAGUUUGAUAAUAUUCACCAUGUGCCUGCUCGUUAUAUCGUCCAGUAUUUCCAUGCAACUCUUCUGUUUUCUUUGCAGUUACACGAAAUUCGAAACAUUUCCCGAAGCUUUUAUGUCCAUGUUUCAAAUCCUGACACAAGAAGCUUGGGUGGAAGUCAUGGAUGAGACAAUGGUGCGAACUCACGAGACAAUGGCACCUUUUGUCGCCAUUUAUUUUAUCCUGUACCAUCUUUUUGUAACAUUGAUUGUGUUGAGUCUUUUCGUCGCCGUAAUUUUGGACAACUUGGAACUUGACGAGGAUAUCAAAAAAUUAAAGCAACUCAAAUUUCGUGAGCAAAGCGCCGAAAUUAAGGAAACCCUUCCAUUUCGACUGAGAAUAUUCGAAAAGUUCCCCGACAGUCCUCAAAUGACUUGUUUGCAUAAAGUUCCUUCAGAUUUUAAUCUUCCGAAGGUAAGAGAAAGUUUUAUGCGACAAUUUGUCUAUGAAGUCGAAGAUGAGGAAAAUGAGGGAACGAAAAAAAUUAGCGAGACUUUCGAUUCGAAAAUGGUUUAUCGAAAACACAGACCAGUUAAAAUAUUGAACGAUCCACCGAAAGUGAGAAAUGUCGUGACUCCUUUGAAGAAAGCAGCAGUCACUUAUAUAAUUAAUGAUUCAAAUAAUCAGAGAUUAAUGCUUGGCGAUUCGGCAAUGAUACCAGUUCCUGGUAAAGGUUUAUUGAAACCCCAAGGCACAGUCAGUAGUGCUAAACAACUGCGAAUUGAUCAAAAAAAAUCAGUGCGUAGAAGUGUGCGUAGCGGAUCCAUAAAAUUAAAACAAACUUACGAGCAUCUCAUGGAAAAUGGAGACAUUGGAGCUAUAAAUCGUGUGAGUUCGUCAAGAAGUAGGCCUCACGAUUUAGAUAUAAAACUUCUACAGGCAAAAAGACAACAAGCGGAAAUGCGAAGAAAUCAGAGGGAAGAUGAUCUUCGGGAGAAUCAUCCCCUUUUUGAUACUCCACUCUUUGCAGUGCCACGUGAAAGUAAAUUUAGAAAAAUUUGUCAAUUACUAGUAUACGCCAGAUAUGAUGCAAGAUUGAAAGAUCCUCUUACUGGCAAGGAGAGAAAAGUCCAGUACAAAAGUUUACACAAUUUUCUCGGACUCGUCACAUAUUUGGAUUGGGUAAUGAUUUGCUCAACGACCAUGUCCUGCAUAUCGAUGAUGUUUGAAACUCCUAAAUAUCGAGUCAUGGAAGUUCCCGCAUUGCAAGUUGCCGAAUAUGGUUUUGUCAUUUUCAUGAGUCUCGAGUUGGCCUUAAAAAUUCUGGCCGAUGGAUUAUUUUUUACACCCAAGGCUUACAUUAAGGACGUUGCCUCUGGAUUGGAUGUAUUUAUCUACGUGGUGAGUUUGGUGUUUCUUUGUUGGAUGCCAAACAGUGUGGCGCCAAAUUCAGGAGCUCAAUUUCUAAUGAUUUUACGUUGCGUGAGACCGUUGAGAAUUUUCACUUUAGUGCCGCAUAUGAAAAAAGUGGUUUACGAAUUAUGCCGUGGAUUUAAGGAAAUUCUUUUGGUAUCGACAUUACUUUUUUUGCUCAUGUUCAUAUUUGCGAGCUAUGGAGUUCAACUUUAUGGCGGUCGAUUGGCCCGAUGUAAUGAUCCGACGAUUUUAAAACGAGAAGAAUGCGUUGGAGUUUUUAUGAGGCGAGUUUUCGUCACGAAAAUGAAACUUCAACCGGGACAAAAUGAAAGUUAUCCAUCAAUUCUCGUUCCUCGUGUUUGGGCGAAUCCGAGACGAUUUAAUUUUGACAAUAUUGGCGAUGCGAUGCUGGCUUUAUUUGAAGUCUUGUCAUUUAAAGGUUGGCUGGAUGUUCGCGAUGUAUUGAUUAAAGCUCUUGGUCCUGUCCACGCUAUUUACAUUCACAUUUACAUUUUUCUUGGUUGUAUGAUUGGCUUGACACUCUUCGUGGGUGUGGUGAUUGCAAAUUAUUCAGAAAACAAAGGAACUGCUUUGUUGACUGUGGAUCAACGGCGAUGGUGUGACUUGAAGAAGAGAUUGAAAAUUGCUCAGCCAUUGCAUUUGCCACCGAGACCAGAUGGCAAAAAAUUCAGGGCCUUCAUUUACGAUAUCACUCAGAAUAUUUACUUUAAACGAUUUAUCGCCGUAAUGGUUUUGAUCAACAGUUCACUUCUGUGCGUUUCGUGGAGAAUCGAGGAAAAGCACACUGGAGCCCUGGCGACUGUUUCGACAGUUUUGACCCUCGUCUUUCUCGUCGAAGUUGUAAUGAAGAAUAUUGCCUUUACUCCACGGGGUUAUUGGCAAUCGAGAAGAAAUAGAUAUGAUUUAUUGGUGACAGUUGUGGGCGUUAUUUGGAUUGUUAUUCAUGGUACAAUGAAAAAUGAUCUCUCCUACGUGAUUGGCUUUAUGGUCGUGAUUUUGAGAUUUUUCACCAUCACUGGCAAGCAUACAACUUUAAAAAUGUUAAUGUUAACAGUUGGCGUUUCCGUUUGCAAAAGUUUCUUCAUUAUAUUCGGAAUGUUCCUGUUGGUAUUUUUUUACGCUUUGGCGGGGACAAUUUUAUUUGGCACCGUCAAGUACGGCGAAGGAAUAGGACGUCGAGCAAAUUUCGAAUCGCCAGUCACUGGAGUUGCGAUGUUAUUUCGAAUAGUUACCGGCGAGGAUUGGAAUAAAAUUAUGCACGAUUGCAUGGUUCAACCACCGUAUUGUACUCCGGCUCCAAAUUAUUGGGAAACAGAUUGUGGAAACUUUCAUGCCUCAUUAAUUUAUUUUUGUACAUUUUACGUCAUUAUUACCUAUAUUGUUUUAAACUUAUUGGUGGCUAUUAUCAUGGAGAACUUUUCGCUGUUUUAUUCGAAUGAAGAAGAUGCUUUAUUGUCGUACGCGGACAUAAGAAAUUUUCAAAAUACAUGGAAUGUGGUUGACAUUCAUCAACGUGGAGUUAUUCCCGUUAGAAGGGUAAAAUUUAUUCUUCGUUUAUUAAAAGGCAGAUUGGAAACAGAUCCACAAAAGGAUAGAUUGCUUUUCAAGUACAUGUGUUAUGAACUUGAACGACUUCACAAUGGUGAAGAUGUUACAUUUCAUGAUGUUAUCAAUAUGCUAUCCUAUCGUUCAGUGGAUAUAAGAAAAGCUCUGCAACUUGAGGAAUUGCUGGCACGAGAAGAAUUCGAAUACAUAAUUGAGGAAGAAGUGGCAAAGCAAACCAUAAGAACGUGGCUUGAGGGAUGUUUGAAAAAAAUUCGAGCCGUCGGGAAACAGCAGAACAGUCUUAUCGAUGGAUUAAGAGCAACAAAUGAUGCUGCAGCGCAACAACAGGACCACGUCGAGGAAAAAGUGAAAGAAACAAAGGAAGAUCAUCGAGAGGAAGAACCAGAGCAAAAAGAAAACGAAGGUCUAAGGCAUCGAAUGAAGAAACCGGUGGUACUCCCAAGAUCCGACAGUAUUGAAAGUAGUUCCGGGAGAAAAUAUUUAGCUCCUACAUUAUCGGAUCCAGCUUCAGUGAGAACUGAGAAAGAGAAGAUGGCAGUGUACAAGAAGAGAAACAACAGACCUCCUCCUGUAGUAAAAAAUAAUUUACCACAUCUCACAGAGGGAAGUGAACAAAGUCGACAGACGAAGGAAAUAUUUAGUGCAAAAUCUUCUCCACCAAAAGUAUCAAAUAUCGUCACAGAAGUUCGCGAUUGGUGGCGUGAACAAAUUGCAUAUACUACUGAUACCAGUGACGAGGACGAUGAUUUAUAGUCAAAUUUAUAAGGUUUGUAAAUAUUUUUUUUUUAAAAGUCACUUAGGAUUUUUAAUCAUCAGUAUUUAAAAAAAGAAAAAGAACUAAAAAAAUUUCUAUAUUGAAAAGUGGAUUUAAAAUUUCAGUGUCGGGUAAUGUUUUUUAAAAAAAGUACACUGUAAAUUUUCUUCACGCCCUGAAAAUAUAUUUUCCUGGCCUUGACAAAUAUUGGCCUAUUAAAAUAAAAUUUACAUCUCCCGAGAGAAUUUAUAAAAGAAAAGAACGAAUUUAUUAAAACGAAACUAUUUAAAUUUACGGGGAA
Messenger RNA from Leptopilina heterotoma, 6370 nucleotides. It is a transcript of the gene na, whose product is annotated as sodium leak channel non-selective protein. Gene Ontology annotation, molecular function: monoatomic cation channel activity. The record is from RefSeq and is a predicted model, not a curated record. NCBI's taxonomy places the organism in Eukaryota, Metazoa, Arthropoda, Insecta, Hymenoptera, Figitidae. Bases 657 to 6068 code for a protein of 1803 amino acids. The transcript has 28 exons. Gene Ontology annotation, biological process: transmembrane transport; monoatomic ion transport. Gene Ontology annotation, cellular component: membrane.